CACUUCCCCUCACUCGCGCUGGGACUGAGGGAGCAGGGAAGGCAGCUUUGCAGGUUGGGAUGGCGAGUGCAGACGACUUCGAGAAGGUGAGGUCUCAAGUGACCUGCUCCUGCUGCCGGGACUUCUACCGGGACCCCAUGAUAUUGCAGUGCGGCCACAACUUCUGCCGGGCGUGCGUGGUGAAGCGGUGGGAGGCGGCGGGCGGAGCGGCCAGCUGCCCCCAGUGCAGGGAGACUUUCCCCGAGGACGCCGAGCUCCGCAACAACCGCUUGCUCCACAGCCUGGUCGAAAGCAUCCAGAAGCUGAGCGUCACCCCGAGCCAGAGAGGUGGCCGCUGCCGGAGCCACGACGAGAGGAUCAACAUGUUCUGCCAUGACGACCACAAACCGAUCUGCAUCAUCUGCAGCGCGUCCCACGAUCACAGGGGUCACGCGGUCGUACCGCUGAAGGACGCGGCCGGGAUAUGUGAGGAGGAACUGAGAGCACUGAAGGGAUCCCUUGAAUCGAAACUAAAAGAGUAUUCCAAAAGUCAGAGUGAAGACAAAGCAGAUCAGGUGAAGCUAAAGAAACGAAUCAGCGAUCUGCAGGAAGACAUCCAGGCGGAGUUUACCAAAUUGCAUGGCUUUCUGAUAGAUGAAGAACGGAGAUUCAUGAUGAAGCUUAAAAACAAGGAGAAGCUUAUUGUACAAUUAGAGGACAAUAUGAAGAAAAGUUCUGAGGAAAGUGCGGAAAUUAGAAAAUUCAUAACAGACAUCCAAGAAGCGCUGCAUCUGCAAGAGGAGGAAUUAGUUAAGACUGCUAAAUACAUCAUCAACAGGUCUCACAAUAACUUCAAGAAGCCCACCAAAGUUUCUGUUGACCUGAACCUGGCCGAGGUCAUUGGACCAGUGCAGUAUAUCACAUGGAGACGGUUGCUGCAGACCAUCAAUCCAGCCCCCAAGUUUGUGACUCUAGACCCGAUGACGGCACACCCACACCUCAAGGUUUCCGACGACCUGAGCCAUGUGAGGCGUAGCGAGACAGCGCAGGCAGUUUCUUACAACCCGAAAAGAUUUAGCAACCGGCAUUGUGUGCUGGGAUCCAAGGGGUUCACCGGUGGACGCCACUACUGGGAGGUGGACGUGGGGAGCUGUACCUUCUGGGUGCUGGGCGUGGUGAGCGAAUCCAUCUCGAGGUGCGGAAACCUGCCCCUGGCACCCGAGGCGGGAGUGUGGGCCAUUGAGCUGAGGUGGCAGGACGGGUACAAAGCCCUCAGCUCGCCCCCUGCCUGCCUCACCCUCAACGCCAGACCCAAAAGGCUGGGAAUCUACCUGGACUAUGAGGGGGGCUGGGUGACGUUUUACGAUGCGGGAGAUAUGUCCCAUCUCUACACCUUCAGUGACACCUUCAGGGAGAAGCUCUACCCUUAUUUCAGCACCAGCUGCAAAGCUGACUCGCUGAGAGUCAUCUCUUUAUAG
This is a messenger RNA of Rhincodon typus (whale shark), 1457 nucleotides long. RefSeq names its product nuclear factor 7, brain-like. Bases 60 to 1457 code for a protein of 465 amino acids. The record is from RefSeq and is a predicted model, not a curated record. Lineage: Eukaryota; Metazoa; Chordata; Chondrichthyes; Orectolobiformes; Rhincodontidae. Gene Ontology annotation, molecular function: protein binding; zinc ion binding. The transcript has 6 exons.